UAGUAAACAAGACAUGUGUUUUAUUUCGCAAUUGAUUUCACUGAUGAAUUUUUUUAAAGAGCACAAAGUAUAAAGUAAUUGCUGAAUCGUUUGCUGGAUUUUUUAUGAAUUAAAAUAUUGUCAAGAUGAAGAAAUCUCUCAUUUUGACAGAUCUUAACGAUGAUGUUCUCUUAAUAAUAUUUGAUGAAUGCACACUGGAUGAUUUAUUAAAUUUAUUUCAUGUAUGUAAACGGUUUCAAGAGAUCAUUAAACAAUCGACCUUCAUAAGACGUAGCUUGGAUUUAUUGUUAGUUGGCCAUCGAAAUCACAAUGCCGUUUCGUACACAAGAACGAUACAAAAUCUCUCAUAUCAUAGACGAGUGAAAAUUUUCCAAAACUGGUGCUAUGGACGUUACGAAGAACAUAUUUUAUUUCAACAAUCACAAUUUAAUCCGUCAAAGAUAAUUCUAGAAAAAGAAUUUUUAUUCAAAUCACAUAGUGGACAAUUGAGAAAAUAUACAAGAUCAAAACGAAAAGGUGAAAUAUUGUAUCGACGACCUACUAAUACAUACGGUGAAGUUCGAGAUGCUGACAUUACAUGUUUGACAAAAAGUGGUGAAUCGGUGGUGAUUGGUCGUAGGAAUGGUCGAAUUAAAUUGAUUUCAAUGGAUAAUAAUGAAAAUGAUCCAAUCGAAGAGAUCAAUGUUAGCUUAAACGAAUUUUCAGAGCACCGUGUUGAAUCGGUCGAUGUUAGGAACGAUCUGUACGCAACUGCAACACUGCAAAGAGUUUCUUUGUGGCAAAAACGUUACGAACUUGACAUACCAUAUUUGGAUACAGUGGCAGAAUUGGGUGCUGGCGUCAAAACUAUUCGUUUCUCACCCAAUGUUGAUAAAAUUGCAAUGGGUAAAUACAAAGAUACAUCUCGGCAAGCACUUCAUUUAGUAGAUUUAUCGACGAACGAAGUGCACCCAUUAGCAUCAGAUUCAGCCUCCAUAUAUGAUCUUCAAUGGAAAGACAACAAUGUAAUCCUAAGCGGACAUUAUGAUACAACCUUUCGGCUAUUUGACUUGAGAACAAACUGUGACGAACACAUUUGGGUGGACCCAUAUGAUUUGGCUGUUUAUUCUGUCUCAUAUGAUGGAAAUUUUGGCGUUUUGUGUGGCAUGAAGUAUCAUUGUCGUGUCAAUUUGUAUGACUUGCGUGUGCCAAACAAGUAUAUCCAACUAUAUUUUCCGAGACAACGUUUUCGUGGUGCCAAAAGCUUUAGUUCUCCAGCAUACCAAGUAGUCAAUGAUCAAAGCCAACUAUUUAUCUCAACUGAUUAUAAUUUGCGAGUAUUGGAUUUCGACGCUGAUUGGGCUGCGACAAAAGACUAUACAAACAUUUUUGUGCAUGAAAUGAUCGUUAAUUUAUAGCGCAAUUGUACUGCUUCGGUAUAUAUAUUUUUCAAAAAAUUAUUGGUAUACCUCAAUUUAUUGUAAACGUAUUGAAGAGGACCGUUCAGAAAAAAUGUAUGAAAAGUCUAUGGAAUGAAUAAAACUAUGUUUUUGUUACAAUU
This is a messenger RNA of Contarinia nasturtii (swede midge), 1540 nucleotides long. Its product is annotated as F-box/WD repeat-containing protein 4. Gene Ontology annotation, molecular function: protein binding. The transcript is spliced from 5 exons. Gene Ontology annotation, biological process: SCF-dependent proteasomal ubiquitin-dependent protein catabolic process. The record is from RefSeq and is a predicted model, not a curated record. Gene Ontology annotation, cellular component: SCF ubiquitin ligase complex. Bases 126 to 1397 code for a protein of 423 amino acids. NCBI's taxonomy places the organism in Eukaryota, Metazoa, Arthropoda, Insecta, Diptera, Cecidomyiidae.